Molecule: messenger RNA, 1165 nt
Organism: Aspergillus ochraceoroseus IBT 24754
Lineage: Eukaryota; Fungi; Ascomycota; Eurotiomycetes; Eurotiales; Aspergillaceae
Exons: 1
Coding region: 189-1145 (318 amino acids)
Source: RefSeq, a predicted model, not a curated record
AAAGGCGCAAGGGUCAGGGUCUGAAGAUCAUGGCUGUUCUCCAGCCACGCUGCCUCUUCACAUUUCCCUAAUUCUCCGUUCAUAAUCCAUUGUGGCCGCUGUUGCCCUGCCAGCAGGCUCCUGAAUUUCUUUUUGCCGUGGUUGCUGCUGUUGUUGUUCUCACCCUCAGACCCCCAUCGCAUCCAGCGAUGAUGCGGAUGGAGAUGCCUCACAUUCAAUUUCUACCGCUGCUCCUGGCUCCCCUGGCCAUCGCAGAAACCGUCCAGGAUCUAUGGCUGUUCCCUACAGCCCCUGAUUAUCACUCCAAUAUCACCACCGGGUCAACGACCAAAAUUCGCUGGCAACCGCAGCUGGAGGAAGUCUUUAGCGCAUACUGCUCGGAUUGCAAUACAACCAACGUGGACCUGUGGAUGACCAGUACCAAUGUGUAUCGGAAACUUGAAGGUGAUAAGAGUCGCUCGUCCUCGCAUAUCUCGUAUUCAUCUGCUGAUUCGCAUCCUACAGCCGGCAUCAACGUCAAGACCACCUUCUCCUACAACUGGACGGUUGACCUCAGUGCCUCCGACGUGAACUCAUCCUCGGCGUGGACCCUUCGAUUCCUCCCAUCAGACGUCGCCUGGAUCGGUUCCAGCGGCCAGGAAGUCUCCAGUCCCAAGUUCAACAUCCUCGCCGCGACCACCUCUGCCUCUACCUCUACCUCCACAUCCACAUCCGCCGCAACGACCACCACAACAACAACCACCUCGACUUCCGUCCCAGCCUCCACCCGGGGCCCUUCAUCAAGCAGCGGACUCUCCACGGGCGCACAAGCCGGCAUCGGCGUCGGAGUCGCCGCCGGCGCAAUCAUCAUCAUCGGCCUGGCUAUCUUCCUCUGGCGGCGCCCCAGCUCAAUAAUACCCAGCCACAAAACCACGGAUCCUAACACGGCAGCCAAUUUUGGCCCAGCACCCGCUUACCAUUCUGUAUCUCCUGCCGCGCCAACAGACGGGUCCUACGCUCCCCGGGGCCCGGCCAAGCAGAAUUCCGCGUCCCCGUUCGGAGCCCCCGUAUCCGAGCUCCCAGGCUCUGACACACAGGAGCUCGAUGCCGGGUUCGCUGAUCGCCAGCGGCAGAGGCCUCCUCCUCCCGCUGAGCUCGGGAUCUAGAGGCCGUCCGUCAUCCUGUG